This is a messenger RNA of Vigna unguiculata (cowpea), 1359 nucleotides long. Lineage: Eukaryota; Viridiplantae; Streptophyta; Magnoliopsida; Fabales; Fabaceae. The record is from RefSeq and is a predicted model, not a curated record.
AUGGGGGAAGAAGAGGUUAGGGAAAAAGAGGUUGUGGAAGAAGAUGUUAGGGGAGAAGAGGUGAGGGAAGAAGAUGGUAGGGAAGAAGAGGUUCGAGAUAGACUUGAUGAGAGUGAAGAAGAAAGGGUAUUUGAGAGGUGGAAUAGAUUGAAAGCAAAGUCCAAUUCAGUUAGGAAAAAGAGAAAUGUUGGUGAAGGGUCAUUUGUGACUAAUGACUGCGUUGGACAACAUGAAAUCAAUGAAGAAUAUGAUAGCAAGCAACUGUGCUCUAAUGUUGAUACUGAUGAAGGUGUUAGUGAUAAAGUGCCAAAAUUUGUGAAGUAUAAUGCUGAAGAUAUGAACAAGAGCUUCAAAUUCAGAUUAGGGAUGGAAUUCUGUUCCUUGAAGGAUUUCAAGCAUGCCCUUAUGGAGCAUAAUGUAUUGAAUGGGAAGGAAAUUAAAUUUGUGAAGAAUGAUGACAAAAGAGUAAGGGCUGUUUGUAAAAAGAAGUGUGGCUUUCUAAUAAUGGUGAGCAAGGUUGGUCGUAGCCAUAGAUGUGGGAGGGUUAUGUUCAACAAGAAUGCAAAUAAAGAUUGGAUUGCACAGGUUUUGUUAGACAAAUUUUUAGAUGUGGGGAACAUGACUGUAAACCAAAUAAUUGAUGAAGUUAGAAAGAAUUAUAGUGUUGGGGUAACACCUUGGAGAGCUGCCAGAGCAAAGGAGAUUGCAAUGGACUACAUGGUGGGAGAUGGUCAACAACAAUAUGCUCUGCUUUAUGAUUAUGUGGCUGAGUUAUUAAGAGUAAAGGCUGGAACCUUUAAGAUCAAAAUUAACCAACCCACUCCCACUUUGCAACCAAGAUUUGGGUCUUUUUACAUGUGUUUAGAUUGCUGCAAGCAGGGGUUCUUAGCUGGAUGUAGACCUUUCAUUGGUGUAGAUGGUUGUCAUUUAAAGACAACCUAUGGUGGUCAAUUACUGGUUGUAGUUGGUAGAGACCCAAAUGAUCAGUACUUUCCAUUAGCCUUUGCAGUGGGACUAAUGACAGUUUUCGAUGAGAUAUUGGAAGGAGUGGAACAUAGGUUCUGUUUGAGACACCUUUAUUAUAAAAAUAAAUUUGGUGGAGGAGUUGUCAUCCGGGACCUUAUGAUGGGGGCUGCAAAGGCUACCUUCUAUCAAGCAUGGGAAAAAAUGGGUGAGUUGAAGAAAAUUAAUCAUGAUGCUUAUAACUGGCAUGCAGUGGCUGCAAUUGACUACAAGAUAGAAAAUCCUGAAGAUUAUGUUCAUCCCUAUUACAAGAAAAAUGCAUAUCUGACUUGUUAUGGACCUGAAAUAACCCCCAUAAAUGGACAACAAAUGUGGCCUAAAAGUGAUUUCCCAUAG